This is a messenger RNA of Gilbertella persicaria, 873 nucleotides long. RefSeq names its product Snf7-domain-containing protein. Gene Ontology annotation, biological process: late endosome to vacuole transport via multivesicular body sorting pathway; vesicle budding from membrane. Bases 1 to 873 code for a protein of 290 amino acids. The transcript is spliced from 2 exons. The record is from RefSeq and is a predicted model, not a curated record. Gene Ontology annotation, cellular component: ESCRT III complex; multivesicular body. NCBI's taxonomy places the organism in Eukaryota, Fungi, Mucoromycota, Mucoromycetes, Mucorales, Choanephoraceae.
AUGGAUCAUCAUCUUCAGACACCUUCCUCACGAGCAACAGACCAUGUAUUGACGCUGACACAGUUUAAAGCACGUUAUGGCAAUUGUUUUGUGAAUCAGAUACAACUGACAGAUGCAGAUAUUCACUUGAUACUCAAAUAUCUCCAUUCGCAACAUGGUGUAGCAGUAGCAGAUCAAGUCAAAGGAUACAGUACCACUUAUACCGUCAUUAAGUUUCCCUCCAGUCCAAACCAAGUGGCUACUAUCACAGUUCAUGAUAAAGCCUUGGUCAAUAUCCGUACUACAUGUUAUGCAUUGUCUGUUCAAGUGGAUGAAUUACAAAAGAAAUCGGAAGCAUUAGCAAAAGAAUCAGUUGCUGAAAAGCAAAAAGGGCAUACAGCAAAGGCAUUGUAUUGUCUAAAAAAACGAAAGAACUUGCAACAGGUUCUUGAGAGGAGAUUAAAAUCAAUGGAAACCAUGGAUACCAUUCUGAUGAAAAUAGAAUCAUCCCAUGAUGAUCUCCAGAUUGUACAAGCAUUCAAUCUGGGGGCAGAUACUUUGAAGAGUCUAUUGGGUGAAAAUGGUCUGAAUGUGGAUACUGUAGAUGAAGCCAUGCAACAAUUACAAGAUGUAUUACAAGAUCAAAAAGAAAUGGAAGAUGCUAUGAAGAUGUGCAUGGAUGAUAUGCAGGUGGAUGAAUCUGAUAUUGAACAAGAACUGCAAGAACUUGUUCAAGAACAACCUAAGGAACAACCUAAGGAACAACCUAAGGAACAACCCAUGAAUGAACAACAAAUUCAAUCUGAAUUAUCCAGAUUAAAUCAAAUGUUCUCUUCAGUGAAAAAGGUUCCUACUGCAGUAUCUCAAAAGAGAGAAAGAGAGCUUGCUUCUUGA